Boleophthalmus pectinirostris (great blue-spotted mudskipper) is the source of this 3019-nucleotide messenger RNA. RefSeq names its product transmembrane prolyl 4-hydroxylase-like. Gene Ontology annotation, biological process: peptidyl-proline hydroxylation to 4-hydroxy-L-proline. The coding region runs from base 334 to 1860 and encodes 508 amino acids. Lineage: Eukaryota; Metazoa; Chordata; Actinopteri; Gobiiformes; Gobiidae. Gene Ontology annotation, molecular function: procollagen-proline 4-dioxygenase activity; iron ion binding; L-ascorbic acid binding. Gene Ontology annotation, cellular component: endoplasmic reticulum. The transcript has 9 exons. The record is from RefSeq and is a predicted model, not a curated record.
CGUGUUGUGGUUGUCAGGGAAGCGCACCCCCAACCUGUGAUGGGUGGUGAUCUCGGGAUUAGGUGACCUCAAUUUGCAAAAGAACCAACUCAACUACUGAAACACUAAGUAAUCGACAAAUGAUUUUACUUGUUUCAUCUCUUCGUUUUUGUUGGGGCUUCCUCCGGAGCGUCCUUCGGCUCUUCGUAUUUACGGUCUACGGUCAAAUGGAGCUUGUAUUUUUAGCUGUUAGCCGUUAGCUUCCUCCUGUUGAUAAGCGCUCAGUGGUACUUGCUAGUUCUCUUCUGAUACAUAUUGCCUUUUUUCAAACGUCGUGCGCCUUAUUGCCUUAAAAUGGAGGAUAACCAAGAAGAUCUAAAAGAACAACUUGAAGACGAAGAAGAGGAAGAUAUAAGUGAAAGCGAGAAAUUACCUUUCCCCCCUCCUCCCUUUCGCUCGACCCGUCUUCACAUCCAGAGAAGUAAUGUGUGCUCUCGGGCAUACUUCGUCGUUGUCAUGGUAUUUUUUCAUGUCUAUAUCCUAAAUGUGAUUGCACUGCUGCUCUACGUGCACUACAACAACGGCCCUGAAGAUUUAAUCCCCAGUGAAGCGGCUUCUUCUUCGGCCAUUAACGAUGGUGGCAGCCCCUUGCCCCGAUCCGCCCCAUCGUCAACAGAGCUUCAUUUGGACGAUUACAGUCAAAGUUUUAGUCUACCUCGUAUUGAGGGCAUACGGGUUGGCCAUGUCCAGCGGAUUUCUCUGGCGUCCGACAAAACUCUUGUGAUGAAGACCCUCAGUUUAAAGCCAUUGAUUUUUGAGAUCCCUGGUUUUCUUUCGGAAGAGGAGUGCCGUGUGGUAGUCCAGCUGGCCCAGUUGAAGGGUCUCAUGGAGACCCAGACACCAGCUCUGGUUCAGGGGCACGAUGAGUCUAACCUGCCAUUGCUGUCUCUCAGCACUGAGGAGGUUUUUGGUCUGCUGGACCUUAACCAGGAUGGGCUACUGCAAAAACAGGAGAUUGUGAGUCAUUCUCGUUCUCGAGAUGGAACUUGGCUGAGUGCAGAGAGUUUGCGGCAAAUACUGAUCAACUUGGAGGCCCGUCCAACAGGAACAGUAACUUUGGAGGACUUCAAACGUAUUUAUGCUGAAUCCCAAAGCACAACACAACGCACUGGGAAGCUCACAAAUCAGUACAAACAGAGAAACAAAAAUACAUGGCUGUAUCAAGGCCCAGGAUCUCAUCAUGUGCUUCAGACACUUAAAAAGAGAGUCAUUGGCUUGACUCGUCUGCCUUCAUCACUUGUUGAGUUGAGUGAACCUUUGCAGGUGGUUCGAUAUGAACAUGGAGACUAUAGUGAUGCUCAUUACGACAGCAGUCCCACAAACCCUGAGACUUCGUGUGCACACACACGCUUAGCCAGUAACACAUCUACUCUCACUGAGGUCUCCUGCAGGUACCUCACUGUGCAAUUUUACCUCAGCUCUGUGGAAGAAGGGGGUGAGACCACUUUCCCCGUGGCAGAUAACCGCACCUAUGAUGAAGAUGGUCUGGUCCAAGAUGGCAUCGAUUUGACAGAUACUCAGCAAACGUGUCACAGAGGAAACCUUCGAAUAAGGCCAACUGUUGGCAUGGCUUUGCUUUGGUACAAUCACCUCUCAGAUGGAAAAGGUUGGAUGGGUGACAUGGACGAAUACUCCCUCCGUGGAGACUGCCCAGUGAAACGUGGGCUCAAGUGGGUGGCCAGCAGCUGGAUAAAUGUCGACCCAGAUCACCUCCAACAGGCCAGAUAUCAGAGACUGGUGGCCCAAAGACACCAGGUGAAAUCAGGCCUGGAAGACUAUUACCAGCCUCUUUCACACAACAACCUCCACCAGGAUCUAUAGCCAGAAUGAUACAUUUUCUUAUUUGAAAAAGGUAGUAUUUCAUAUUCAAAAGGCAUUUCACAGAUCCAUUUCUGUUUUGUGAACCUGUAGAUGCAAGCAAGUUUAAAUAAUCUACUUUUAAAUGUUUUUUUUGGUUUGUUUUUUACUUAAUAACUAUAUUUUUAAUAUAAUAUAUUAAUUAAUAAUAUUAUUUGUAUGCAAGUGCAUAAAGGGGGUUAUAAAGUAUCUACCCAUUAAGAUUAUUUCAGUAGUUCAAAUUCAUUAAGACUCAAACACAUGCUUGAAUUUGUGGGGAUUAAAGUCUGUAUACUCUCUUAACUCAUGGGAACCUAAAUCUCUGUGGAGACAAAAAUCAGGUCACCAUGACAUAAAUUAUUUAUUAUUUAGCCAACAUUAGUUAAAGUUCAUAUAUGCGUUAAAAAUAGGUUAAGAUUUGGUUUUAGGUUAAAGUUAGGCAGGUAGUAACUAUGGUUAAGAUCAGUCUUCAGGAAAUUAAUGUUAUGUUAGGUUAGUUAUGUAAACCGAAGAGUGUGUGUGUGCGCACGCGCACACGUGUAUUCUUUUAUCUACUGUUUACAAUGGAGUUGUUUCACUUUAAAUUGAACUACUGAGUAAAAUCAGGUUUCACCAUAAUAUAAUUUUCACUUGUACACUUAGGCAUUAAAUAAAACAUAAAAUGUCCUAUAGUAUAUUAAUAUCAACAAAUGCCUUUUAGGAAACAUGCACUAAAUACUUUGUCAUCUUAUCCCAGCAGUAUUAUUGUGAAGUCAUCUACAUGUUUUAAGCCAUAUCAUGAGAUACGUUUGUGAAUGUGUUGCUAAUUGAAGAUUGAAAUUAACAUUAAACAUGCUUUUAGUCAAAAUGUGUACAAAAACAUGGGGCAAAUGUGGACUAUUAUAAGUCUUUAAUUGACAUUCCCUAAUAGGCUAUUGUUUGAUUGCUUUAAUUUAUUUUAUUGUUUUGUCAUCACUACUGAAAUAUUUAUCUAAUUGGUGUCUUAUGAGAUUGUUAUUUAUUAUUGCUAUUUGUUUAUGUUAUCACAGUGCUUAUUUAUUCACAUGUGAUGUUGCACACGAGUUGACACAUUUCUUUGUAUCUGGUUGUUACAAUAAUAUGUUAUACGUAUAUCUUGAGAUUAUAAAGCAUUUUAUUACUUGCA